CUCUGCGUUUGUAAGGGGAGAAAACUCGGCAGAGAAAGAGGAGGAGGAAGAAAGGCAGGAGGGAAGGGGGAGAAAGUUGAGAGGUGAAGCUUUCCUGUGGCUCCCACUGCACUUUGCACUGGAGACCUCUCAGCCUGCCUGAAGCUUGGAGGAUGGAGACAGAGCUGCUGCCUGAGCUCCCAGUGAUGCCCGUCGGGGGCAAUGGGAGCACGCAGAUGGUGCCAGACACCGCCCUGCAGUCCCCAGGCAGGGGCACAGCCAUGUUUAUCAUCCGCUGUGUGAUCCCUUCGCUUUACCUGCUCAUCAUCACCAUGGGCUUGCUGGGCAACAUCACCCUCAUGAAGAUCUUCAUCUCCAACAGCGCCAUGAGGAGUGUGCCCAACAUUUUCAUCUCCAGCCUUGCUGCUGGUGAUCUGCUGCUGCUAGUGACCUGUGUGCCUGUGGAUGCCUCCCGGUAUUUCUCCGAGGAAUGGCUUUUUGGGGAGGUGGGCUGCAAGCUCAUCCCAGCCAUCCAGCUCACCUCCGUUGGUGUCUCUGUCUUCACCCUCACUGCCCUCAGUGCUGACAGGUACAAAGCAAUCGUAAAUCCCAUGGACAUCCAGACCUCCAGUGCAGUGCUAUGGACCUAUCUUAAAGCCAUUGCCAUCUGGGUAAUCUCCAUGCUUCUAGCAGUUCCUGAAGCAGUGUUCUCUGAACUAGCCAACAUCAAUGACACGGAUAAUGUCACCUUCACAGCAUGCAUACCAUACCCCAUGACGAACAACAUGCACCCGAAGAUCCAUUCUGUGCUGAUUUUCCUUGUGUAUUUCCUUAUCCCUCUUGCCAUUAUUAGUAUCUACUACUGUCAUAUUGCAAAGAGUUUAAUAAAAAGUGCUCACAACAUCCCUGGAGAAUACAGUGAGCAUUGCAAAAGGCAGAUGGAAACUCGGAAACGUCUGGCAAAAAUUGUUCUAGUUUUUGUUGGCUUCUUUGCUAUCUGCUGGUUUCCUAACCAUGUGCUAUACAUGUACCGAUCUUUUAAUUACAAUGAGAUUGAUCCAUCAACAGGACAUAUGGUUGUUACCUUAGUGGCCCGAGUGCUAAGCUUCUGCAACUCUUGUGUCAACCCAUUUGCACUGUAUUUUCUCAGUGAGAGUUUUAGAAGACAUUUCAACAACCAGCUUCUCUGCAGGACGAAAGCUCAGCAAGAGAGAUCAGCCAGCUACUUGCACAACUCUUCUGCUAUUCAAAUGACUUCCCUGAAAAGCAAUACCAGGAACACAGUGACUAGCAUGACACAACUGAACGGGCACAACUUGAAACAAGAAAUGUCAUUAUGAUUUAAUAGGUAUGAUUUUUGGCUGUGAAAGAUUUGAACUUUUUCUCUGCAGUUUGUAUCUCACUUUUGGCUCUCAUGCUUAGACUGAGUCCUCACAACAGAGGAUCUGUUAAAAUCUGGUGAAUCUGAGGUUAUUCACAUCUAGUCUUACUUUUAGAUAGAAGUGAAGAGUAUGUUUUAUUGAGAAAACAAAACUGACUGGCUGCAUAUUGUACUUUAAAGGAGAUGCUAAUGUAUGUUUAAUGUAUAAGAAAACAAAUCAAUGGUGUGAGUAUUAGUGUAGCUGAUCUAAUAUUGCUUUAAAAAGUGUAGAUUUUUUUAUUUUUAACUGAAUAUUGUUGCAGACUUAUGUGUUACUUAGGUUUUGCAUGAUUUUAGCUGUGCGGUGUGUACAAGCAUUGUUCAUUAAGACUGGUAGGUAUUUUGGAGCCAAUUAAGGAGCCAUUGCAAUGCUUAGAUUCUAGUUUCAGAUAAAAAAAAGUCAAAUAUCAGGUUCCACAUUUUUACCUCAUUUGAAUCUGCCAGUUUUUUUCACUUUGGCAAACAUUCAUGAUGAGAAUUUACUUUUUGAGGGUUCUGUUUGCUGUUGAUCUUGGAAGUUUAUCAGCUAAACUGAACUUCUUUUCGUGAUUAACGUCUCAAAAGAAAAAUGUCGUGUUCAACAUGCAGUUUUUCUAGAACUUGGUAUCUGAAAAUUCAUUUAUCUGAUUUGUAGGUCUGUGGCAUCAUUGGUUUAGAGUGUCUACAUGCUUUAGAUUUGCUACUACUAACUGAUCUUGAUAUCAUUACAGCUAAGAAGGACACUAGGUGUGAUGGGAUGCCUGAACAUUCAAAGAGGUAAAGUUCAGAGUUGCUUUUUCAGAGAGGGUCUGUGUCAAGGCUUCCUGCAGCUCAGAGCAGUCUCAGAGUGCAGAUGACUACCAAUCAAAACCAAACUGAAGAAUGCCCAACAGGAACAUACCUAACAUACUCUGAUCAUUAAUGAUCAUCCAGCCCAUGGGACCAGACAAAUUCUAGUCUGAAAUAACUCUCAAGUGAUGAAACAUGGGUAGCUGGCAUUGUUUGCUCAGUACCAGCUCUUUGCUUUCUAGGUCUACUCCUCUACCACACACUGUUACCAGUCUAAACAAAGCCUAAGUACUGUUGAAAAUCUCAGCUUUAGAAGACACUUUUUGUUUUCCUGAAGGUCCUUGUGCAUAAAUACUCAAUGCACUUCUGAUAAUCCUAGCUGAUAAUCCUAGCUGGGCUGCCUAAAAGGAUUUUCAAAUGUUUUUUGUGAGUCAUCCCAGUGCCACGGACCAUGCGCAGGUCUUUGCCACUAUUCCCAGGAAGUAAUUUUCAAGAUACAUGGUCAGUGAAGAGCUGGGAUCAAAACAGAAAGGAAUGGUGGGUGAGGCUGUAGUUACCAGUGACCAUCCUCUCCAGAAUAAAUUUGCUGGGAGAGCUUACUGUUCUGUCUUUUCAUUCACACUCCUCUGCCAGAGGUACCUUAUGCAAGACUUCCACAGCCAGCCUUCAGACCACAAGAAAGCAAGCAGUUCAGGUUUAAAACAUCUUUUUUUUUUUCUUACUCCUCUUUUUCUUUUUUUUUUUUUCUAAAUUGGUUUAUGUGUCAGCACAGAGAGUUAAAUAGACAAAAUGACUGAAGCUUGUUGCUGCAAAAACUCAUGUAAGGCUACCCAUAUAAAAGUUUCUAAUCUGUCUCAGGGCUGCACCAGCUUUUGCUGAAAGAGCUAAUGGGGUCAGAGCAGAUCUCUCCCCCAUAUACAGCUGCAUGCUGUCAGACUAAUGACUAUUCCCCAAGCCAGAUGCGAAGUUACCUGGGGCAGGGUCUGUUUUGGGUCUGAGCUCAAGACGGGAGAUGCUCACAAUAUCUUUCUUAGAAGAAGGGGUGGUAAUGGCAGACAAUGACACCUUGUAGAAGUAGUUUUUUUAUGGCCAGAUCAGAAGCCAAAUGUAAUUUUAAGUAGAUUUUUCUUCCAAAUUAGGUGGAAGAGCUCCAGCACAGAUCUGUCCCUGUCACAGCACUGUAGCCUGUACUUGGCAGUAACUUGUCCGAGAUGAAUAGUAGAAAGUAUAAUAGAAAUUUAGAUUGGAUUUCAAAAAUCAGUUGCUAGUCUUAUAAUUUCAAAAGCUGAUGUGCUAAUAUAGUGCAGCAGCUUACAGUUCUCUUUGUCCUUAUUAAUACACUUGCUGUUACUUAGUUCUAUUUGUAACUGUUGAACCAGCUGAAGCUCAAAAUUUCUUUCCCAAUUCCCCCACCAUCAAGGCUAGUUAUACCCCUACCCCAAUUUUUAAAGCUUCAAGAAGGUAUAUUGAUGUAAUCUGUAAAUGAUUUUAGCAAGUUACCUGAAAAAAAAUCCCCAACUCUUACCACUCAACAGGGAAAGUAACAGGUUGAAGGUCUACAUGUCAAUUAGCAUGGUCCAGUUGGUGAGAUCUAUAGUAUAUAAUGUAGUUAAAGUUGAGUGUGGCAUUCAAAUGAGAAUGCUAGAUGGCUACAGUGGUCCUAUGGCUUCAGUGGCUCCUUGAAAAACUUUAUACAAAGCAGCAGAUUGACAUGAAUUUGUAAAUCUAUCUGUAAUAGUUUAGGAAAUUGUUAUCUAUAACUGCCUAACACUGCCUCAUCCUCCUUUUUCUCCAUUCCACCUUUUCUCUUUCUCCAUGCCUCAGUUCUAUGAGCUCACAUGUCCUCAGAACUCCUCUUUAAUUUUAUGCGACUAAUUCUUCCUGGAUGCCAGCCAGAGUUUUGGAUUCCUCUCUUCCGAUCAGUCUUGAAUCAUUUUUACUCACGGAUAUUUUACACCCACAAAACACAAAAGCUUAAAGUCUUCCUUUCUUAAUUCUUGACGGUGAUCAUUGACUGUGAUAAAAUUUCUCUUUUAUUUCUGCAUUUUUUUUUCUGGUUCCCUGCUUCUCAUUUUGUUUGCCAAUCUCUCUACACAGCAUAACAUUUCAUAGGACUUCUAAAUCCAUUGUGUUUUUUAUUUCCUGAAGGCAUUUGUCUGAUGUGGACAUUACCAGGUGAUAGAGGUACCCUACUGGAAAAAUAAUAAUCUAAUUUGUAGUAGAUUUGGCGCUUGUUUGAUUCAUACUCUUCACUCAGGGCCUUACAUUGCUAUGCGAUAUGGACAGCAUGAGUCUGCCUUCUGGCAGAACUGCAAGAUACAGGCUGUUCUUUUUUGUUGUGCAGGAAAGGUAUUCCCCAACAGACUAGAACUCCUUCUUGUUAGGAAAUCAGCACAAUUUUCAUUCAUUAUUUCCCAGGCCCAAUACCCAAAGCCUGUUUUGAGUAAGUAACCUAAAUUGUAUAUGCCUUCCGUCAAAUUCUUGUGGCAUGGUAUGGGGGAAUUAGUUCAUCCGUCUGGAAUUAGUUAACCUGAAGCUUUACUAGGCAUAUUGCUAACCCAAUAAGCACAUUUUAGAAGUGUCUGUUACUGUACUUUUGUGCACAUUGUAUAUACAAGUACAGCUGUAUAUAUGAUGCUAUUUCCAGACAACGCUUCUUGCUAACAAUUAAAAAAAAAAAAAAAAAUACUGUAGUAUGCAGUACUUUCUUCUAACUGUAGUCAAAGAAAUAAAGGAAAUCUGUAAAUGAGAUCAACUUUUCAGGAACUACAUUGAGAUCUAUGCCAAAAAAAAAAGUUGUUAAAAUACUAUCUGAUUCUUCCUUUUUGGUAAGAAAACAUUAUUUCAGAAACACCAGAUCUUUUCUGUCUUCCUCUCCUGAGUUUUGAGUUGGUUUCUUUCAAAAAUAUUUUCACAAUGAUUGAGAAAACUACCAAAGUCCUUGAAAAUGAGAGAAUAGAGGUUCUCUGUUUCCUCUAUAUAAGACUUUUUUUCCUAGACUAGAGCUAGUACAAAAUAAGUCUGAUAGCAUCUUGUCACAUCACCCUGCCUGUAAUAGAAACAUUGCAAUGCUGAAUCCUGAAAGUAUGGUUGAAUUCUCAAGAGACUUGGGGUACCUCAUUUAAGAGUACAUUGUGAAAUGAUAAUUGUCUUCCACAAAAACACUUUGCUUACAAUAUAUAACAGUGUCUUUACUUUUUACAACACACCUGUCCCAUAGAUAUUUUUUAACUUAGUCAAAACAGAUUCAUGGAAAUAGAAGCAAAGGAAGAGUCAGUUUGGGAGUAAGAAAGAAAAACACUUUCUCAUAAUUUAAACAGACUCAUAGUAAGUUGAAGAUUUGCAGUGUUGAUUUCCAGUACCUUUUCUUUCUUCACUUAUUUCUAAAAUUAUAUUCUUUCAAUAGUCAGUCUUUCACUGACGUCACAACUCAGUGUCACAGAAUCACUGGAUGCCUUUGAAAAUCCAUCUGUAUGUUUGUAGUACUUGUAACAAACACAGGGCUCUACAUGGAUGCUACUAGCUUCUUCCGUCUUUCUGGUCCUAUGAUGAGUCUUCUCAUUCUCCUGCCUAGAGAGAGGCCCCAUCUGCUGUGCCAGAAGUGGGCAUAGGAGGAGGAAGAAUAAAAACAAGGAUAGACCAAAAAGAUAUGUCUUCAAAUGGUCUUUGCUGCCUCAAAGAGUGCCAGCAUGACUGCAUUUUGGCAAACACAGUCUGAAAGCUUAAAAAUUUUAAUAGGUUAGAGAUCCCUUGGGAUGCGAAUGAGAGAGAAAGACAUCUGGAAAUGUGCAUGCUAUAGCUCAAGAGCUGUAUAUUCCCAAAUAGUUAAAAAGUUUUAUAUUUCAAGAAAUAUAAAACAAAAGUAGAACUAAUUACAAUUCACAAAUACAUUCAGACACUUCUGGGAUUGGUCUUGGUCCAGUGGAGUGAAGAGGGAAGUCUGACUGAAGAAUUUGGCUCCAUGCUUUACAUAACAGCACAUUUUGCAGCAGCUGAACUGGCAGGUCAAUGCCGAAAGUAGAUCGUGUAGCCAGAACUGCUUUUGAUUUCUGUUUUGAUUUAGGCAAUUGUCUAACUCAUUUUUGACAAGGUGCCUUCAUUUCUAAUUGUUUCUGACUUAUUUCUGACUCCCUGUUCUACUGCUAUCUUGGUGACUAGCAAAAAUGCAAAAGAAUUCUGUUUGAUUUCAAUGAAUAUCAAUUAACAACUUUUAAGCCAGUAGGAAAAUAUAGUGGAGACAAUUUUUUUUUUCUUUUCUCUUUCUUUUAGGGACUAUAUCUGAGUUUUUUUGGCAUAUGAGGUAAAUUCAAGAAGUUUGGAUUUUGUAUUACAACAUGAUACACUUCAUAAAUUUCUAUAGCACUGAUUUAGAACAGAAAAGGCAUAAUAUGUGGCCAUACUUAACUAAUCUGGUGAACUGUUUUUGAUCUGCCAGGAGGGGCAUUUUGUUACUUCAUUCUUUAAACAAGGGGGAUAAUUUGUGUAUCAGAAGCUCUGUGUCAUUACUAGCUCAAUGCACUACAGAUUCACCUUGUAGUGCGAGUUUGAUUCAGAAAAGACACUUCUAUAGAGUGGACACAAGAAGAUACUAAUGCUGUAUCUCUCCCAAGAGGCAUGGCAUUGUAGCUUAGCUGUUUUUAACACUUCAUGGUUCUGAGCUGCUCCAUGAACCAGUCUGUAUUACUGCUGCCCCAUGCCACAACAUAUCUUUGCUGACAUUUGCAAUUUUGCAAGACCUUGCUCUAUAAUGUCCAUAGCAGACAGCCUGUCCAGCAUUCGUACCAUGUAGUACUUACCUGCUUGUCACAUAAGACCCUUCUCAUUUCAUUACUCUCAGCAUCUUCUCAUUUCAUGCCCAAGGCAUGUAGCAGCCAGCUUCUCACGGUAAAGGACAGGAAAAGGAGAAGCAGGACAGGAAAAGGGUGAAAGGGAGAUGUUUCAGCUGUAUCCUAUGCCUGCUUGUCCUCUCCCUAUAUGCAUAGUAGGAAACCAGCUCCACCACAGCUUUGGAAAGCAAGCUGUGCUUGACAUAGCUGACUGUAGUCCAUCUGAACUACUAACAGAAAUACCAUAUAUAGUUUAGGUAUAAAAGGUGGGUGCCUGAGAGCCCCUUGUGUUUUCUCUCUGUGCAUGGUGACUGUCACUCCUCUCACUGCAAACCCCAGACUUACAUGAAAUCUAUAAGCACACCCCAAGAUUUGUCUCCUGUUGCUGAAACUCCUUGCAGCACCUGGCUUAGAUAGCCAGCCAUUGUCUGAGUGCCAUGACUGGUUUUUGGAGCACCCCUAUUCCCAGCGGCACGUACUGUGUCUUGGCCUUUCUGCAGCACUUUACACAGCUGUGCACAGCCAUUUGCCCAGGCUGAGCUGGGGAGUGCAUUCCAGCCUGUAUUUUGAGAGAUGUCAGAGUCUGCAGUUUAUACUUAGAGCUAAGGGUGGAUGAUCUCAAGACAAUGAAAUAAAAUCAAUAUGAUCUAAAAGCACUGCCAGUUCUAAAAUGACAAAGUACCCUUACCUUCGAGCAUCCCAGUGUCUGAAACUAAAUGCUGCCAAGCCCCCAUUACUCUCAGUCCAAGAGCAGAGUUACCUAAUUUCUGUAACAGUGAACAGAUUUCAGAAGAACACAGCAUAUGUUUGGGUGGGCUUGUGAGUCUACAGCAGCUUCUCUGAUCUGAUAUUUUAGAUGCGGAGAGUGGAGCUGUCAGCAGCAGGGGAAGUAUCCAUAGGAGAGAAUGCCAGUAAUGGCAAAUGUUACAGCCUUUACUGUGCACCGGCCUCAGUUAAAUGCUUCUCCAAUGUCUAGAUGCUGUGUACUUCCAUUUCUCCUCUAGGCAAAGACAGAUGUAGUUGUCAUGUUUCAUCAUUACCAUUUCCUGCAGAUUCAGCAAAGAAAACUCAGGGGCUGUAGCAGUGCUCCACUCAGUGAAGGAAAGACACAGAUCUAAACCACCUUUGCGUAUGUAUACAGGAGCUGUCUGGGCUCCUGUGCCUCAGUCUAACAUGUUAUCUGUGGUUGCUCUGAUAGCCUGGCUCAGCUGCUGGACCUGAGCACUGACAAAGAAGGAAAAUCUAAAAUCACUGGUGCCUCUCACUUGUCUUUUGAGUGAGACAUCAUUGAGGUGGUUGUUACUUCUGGACCACAAAUUCUUCCACUCCCAAGGAACUUCUCUUUAUGCAUUGCAUGGGGAAGGAGCUAAAGAUAGCAAGAGUCACUGUAAAUCCAACAUUUCCUAAUUUUGGAGAUCUUUUCUUAGCUUCUUAAAUAAUAACCUUUUACUAUGAUUUUCUUGAAUGUUCUGUGUGAUGUCUACAGAGCAAGAGUGUUUUGGUGGGUUUAGCCUUUAUUGAAACAAAGUGGCUGGGUCACUGUGACAGCUUGUAUCACAAGAAGUCAGGUUGUAUUUUCCAGCAUACUGUCUGAUACUAACAACAGGCCCAACAACAAAUUUCAAUUAAACAUCAAAGCUUCAAAUCAGCUUAUAGCUGGACAGGAUUUAGCAGUGCCUGACCAGAAAAGCAACUAAUAAGGACAUAUUACCAAAUAAUAUUAUUAAAACCUGAGCAGAUGCAAAUUCAUGGUUUGUCUUUUUUGCCCACAAAUGCAAUAGAGAACAGAGACUUUGUGUGGAGGAGAGGAGAGGAAAUGGUCCUUUCACACUUUAUGUAUGGGAGGACCAGUGUGCUGAUGAUCGCAGCCUGCGAGAUUCCCAAAUGGACAAAUACCUGCUCAGAAGUUAACUAACUUCUCUCAAAAACGUAAAGAUUUUUUAUGAUAAUUGUAUAAUGACAGUACCAGCCUGAAUUGUGUUUAAAAAAAAAAAAAAGAAGGCACAUUGGAGUAGUUUUCUACCUGUCAACAGUGUGUAAUCAAGCAUUGAAUCCUGUUGUGUGGGAGGUUGUAGAGCCCCAUGUCCUCUGUAGGAACACCUAUUAGCUUUCUGUGGCAGCGCUUGGGUUGUGGAGGCAAGUGUGAUCUGAGAAGUUAGAUGAUGAUAUAUAGUAUCAUCAUUCAGUGACUUUUAGCUGACAAUGAGCAGAACUGUUAGCAAUUCCCAUGGCAUUGUCAGAUCUGCAAUUAGACUGUGUAAUUGAAGAUAAUAGGUACACUAAAAGUAUCUUUAAGCCUCCUGUAUGUAGGAAAAUGAAAGUAAGUAGAAGAAGCUUUCCAUUACAAAAAAGAAAAGUAUUCUACUUCUUAACAAAACACUUGUUUCGUACAGUAACUUAAUAUCUUACUGUCAUUUGGCUAGCCUGCAAAACCUGGUCAUCAUGCUGAGCAUACAGAAAAUUGUUUUUUAAAAUGUAGGUUGCUAUUUCACAGAAACCAUUUUUAAAAUACAAAAUGAUCUCUGGAGAAGAUAGCUUAAGCUUAACAAGAUAGCCUAAGUCCACAUCAAAAUUAUCUUGUAGGAAAUGCUAAUCAUGUAAAUAACGAAUUACCAUUCAAUCAUUAACAUUUCCUGUUAGACAUUAAAACAUAAGCAAUUGCAGCUAUUUCUGACUUGAAAUUUGACUAAAAAUUAUUUAGAGCAUGAGUCAAGAAGGGCCAUUUCUUCAGACCCACUGUUUGUUCACUGUUUUUUACCCUGCUGAUUCUCCGUUGUCUUGUACCUUAUUUUGUCCCUUAUGUAGAGGGAACAUGAAGAUGCUUUUUGCUCUAAGUUCUGGAUUCAUGUAAUUAACUAGUAAUCUCAGACACAAGUGCUUUGAAAGUGUCAGGAAUUCCCUGAGAGAAAAAACAAUGGAGGGUAAGAAAAUAGCCUGGCAGAGUAUCUCUGGGUGUUUGUUUUUUUAAAAAACCCCAAACUUUCAUGCUAUGGAUGAACAUAUAGCUUGGAGAUGUUUGUUAGACUUCUGUAAUAACCAGAAAUAAUGAGUUCAGAAACAUUAUUCUGGGCUCACAUCAUUGUAAUUGGGUACCAAAUAGGAAACUUUACUCUCUAUUUUGUAGGAAGUGUUUUCUGUACUAAAGAAUUAAGGUGAUACUGUUGUUUCUAAAAGAUUCAUUUAUUUUCUUCUUUACCUUUCCAAUAGAAACUUUAAAAUCAUGAAAUUUAACAUGAAUUUAU
Molecule: messenger RNA, 10235 nt
Organism: Strigops habroptila (Kakapo)
Lineage: Eukaryota; Metazoa; Chordata; Aves; Psittaciformes; Psittacidae
Gene: NMBR
Product: neuromedin B receptor
Exons: 3
Coding region: 153-1319 (388 amino acids)
Biological process (GO): bombesin receptor signaling pathway
Cellular component (GO): membrane
Molecular function (GO): bombesin receptor activity
Source: RefSeq, a predicted model, not a curated record